GAACCGAGAGAGCGGGAGAGAAGAGACAAGGGGCACACCAACAGUCAAUAUAUUUAUAUCAGAUAAGAGGAGGUGAACCUUGUUGACUGCUAUACAACAUCAAACGCUCGUUUAAGUGGAUUUUUAACCAUUCAUAACUGUUCGUUCCAUCUCAAAACGCCAAAAAAAUCCACUUAACAGACAACGACUUGAGGACCCUACAGUCGUGCGGAUCGUGAAGCAGCGUGUGACCCACUGUUGCCCAUUCACUUACAAGUACCCUUAAGGAGACGAGACGAGUUGCCAUGGAAACUGUCCUGGUCUUCCUUUUUUCCCUCCUAGUCUAUGUGGCGGCUUUGUCUGAAUCUGCUGGCCAAGAUGGAAAAGAAAAGGGAUUGGAACCAUUUGUAUACGACUAUGAGAGUUUGAGGAUCGGGGGUCUGGCGUUUGCUGUGGUGCUGUUUGCUCUGGGAGUGCUCCUUAUUCUCAGCCGCAGAUGCCGCUGCAGUAUCAACCAGAAGCCCAGGGCUCCGGGAGAUGAAGAAGCUCAAGCAGAGAACCUCAUCAUCUCCAAGGCCAAGGAGACCCCUAAAGCAGAGGACUGAAACAAUCCAGUGCUGUUAAACACAUAGCUGUGGCGGAACGACUUCACUGAUGCUGCGGAUGCUGAUGAUGAUGAAGCUGAUUCCAGACCAUGGCUAUGAGAGGAUAUAGAGAAGACAGAGAUUUGUGGGGGGAGGCAACUAUGACUUGGAUUUUUAAUGGGCCAGUGUCUUGUACGUAGACCUCUAGUCCUGUCACGUGAACAGUAACCGUAUCCGUCUUUUCGUCCGUGCCCUUUUGCAACAGUCCGUCUUGAGUGAGUUGUUUUAGCAAAACUAGCCACUUUCUGCAGUUCAUUCUUAACAUUUUUGGCUCCCUCCCAGUCAAACUUGUGCGUGCGAUUUAAAGGAACAGUUCACCC
Sinocyclocheilus rhinocerous is the source of this 943-nucleotide messenger RNA. RefSeq names its product FXYD domain-containing ion transport regulator 6-like. Gene Ontology annotation, biological process: regulation of sodium ion transmembrane transporter activity. The coding region runs from base 285 to 584 and encodes 99 amino acids. The transcript is spliced from 9 exons. Gene Ontology annotation, molecular function: sodium channel regulator activity. NCBI's taxonomy places the organism in Eukaryota, Metazoa, Chordata, Actinopteri, Cypriniformes, Cyprinidae. Gene Ontology annotation, cellular component: membrane. The record is from RefSeq and is a predicted model, not a curated record.